AUGUCUCGCUCUGAAAUAAUUCCUACACUGACAUCCGAACUCGCUAGAGACAUCCUUAAUAAAACAUUGGAAGGACUUCAACGGCCUGAAAACGUGAAGAAACUCGAGGAAGCUAGGGACAAUGUAGGUAAUGAGAUGUUGAAGAUGAUGCAGUUUCUAUUUCCCAUCAUUAUGCAAGUGCAGAUGGAUGUAAUCAAAUCCUUUGGGUAUCCAGAAGGUCGAGAAGGCAUCAUAAAGUUCACUCAAAUGCUGAGAGGUAUUGAGAGGGAGGAUCAGGAAAUUGCUAGGCUUCAUAGUUUAAUUAAGGCGUACUAUUUACCGCCAGUUAACGUCCAUACUGCUAGUGAAUCUCCUGCAGAUGAAAAAACCAGUAGUAGCUAA
Molecule: messenger RNA, 381 nt
Organism: Acanthoscelides obtectus
Lineage: Eukaryota; Metazoa; Arthropoda; Insecta; Coleoptera; Chrysomelidae
Source: the annotation of a GenBank genome assembly